Messenger RNA from Necator americanus (New World hookworm), 3666 nucleotides. RefSeq lists its product as uncharacterized. Lineage: Eukaryota; Metazoa; Nematoda; Chromadorea; Rhabditida; Ancylostomatidae. Gene Ontology annotation, cellular component: nucleus; MutSalpha complex. Gene Ontology annotation, biological process: mismatch repair. The record is from RefSeq and is a predicted model, not a curated record. The coding region runs from base 1 to 3666 and encodes 1221 amino acids. Gene Ontology annotation, molecular function: ATP binding; mismatched DNA binding; ATP-dependent DNA damage sensor activity. The transcript has 28 exons.
AUGCGUUCGAGACCGGAGACGCCAAUAAGCCUCGACGAAGCCACGCUUCAAUCCAUUCCCUCGUUCAUGGAGACGCAACCAACCAUCCUAGAUGCUCUCUUACCCGCAGAAGGAGGUCGCAACUUCACCAAAAGCUUUCACCCAAUUCGAUGUUUGAACAAAGUGUCAAUAAAUGUAUUCGUACGUAUGAUCUGUGAAAAUUCUACUUGUAAGAUGUCCACAAAGAAGCAAAGUUCGCUGUUUUCGUUCUUCACGCCGAAGUCUGGAGGAACGCAAUCAGCCUCGGCGAAAUCCUAUUCAGUUAAAGAAUCUGUGAAGAAGGAAGUAAUUGUUAAUGAGGACAUUGAAGAGGACUCUCGAAGGUUGAAACGGGUGAACAACGAGGAUGACUACUCUCCAAUUGCUCGUGGUAAAGUAACUGUCAAGAGGAGAAGGGUAAUCGUUUCUUCUGACGAAGAAGACAAUGUGGAUGAAAAUCUUUUAGCGGUUCGAACACCACCUUCGACAUUACAAAUUACUACAUCAACUCCGGUUUCUCUGGCUCCUAACAUAUCUACACCGAAGACUGCGCGCGGAUAUCGACCCCUGAAAGAGUGUUCUACUCCGAUGUCAACAAUGCAAGCUGAAUCCUUCAUUGACUCUUUCCGCGUUUGCGAGGAGGAUAUGGAUAUUUCUGCGGCAUCCGUUGACACACUAGAUAGAACGAUAUAUCAGGUUGAUCCUGCCAGUCGUAGAUUAAAAGAUGAUCAGUUACCCAUGACGAGUGAUGAGAAAUUCAUGCACGAAACGCUGCCCUUUUUGAAGCCAGAUAAAAUUCGUGACGCGCAAGGUCAUCGUCCGAACGAAGACGACUACGAUCCAACAACGCUGUUUGUUCCAGCCGAUUUCCUGAAAGGGCAAACUCCUGUCUUGUUGUUCAAAGUUGGGAAGUUUUAUGAACUGUACCAUAUGGACGCUGUGAUUGCUGUGGAAUGUCUUGGCCUUACCUUCAUGAGGGGUUCAUUUGCCCAUGCAGGCUUCCCGGAGCCAGCUUACGGCAAGUUCGCUGACCAGUUGGUGUCCCGCGGAUAUAAAGUUGCUCGAAUAGAACAGACGGAAACUCCGCAACAACUGGAAGAACGAAAUCGUACGGCAAAUGGAGGGAAGGAGAAGGUAGUGCGAAGGGAAGUGUGCCGCGUUACUACGAGUGGUACUCGCACGUAUGCCGUGUUGGAUGGGUGUAACCUUUAUGGAGGAGAGACAGAUAAUGGAGAAACCCAAUCAAAGUAUUUGCUUAGCAUCAAGGAAAUGGUUGAAGGCAAUGUAUCCUCAUAUGGAAUCUGCUUCGUAGACACUUCAGUAGGCAAGUUUAUCUUGGGAGAGUUCCGUGACGACGACUACAGCUCGUACUUACGCACGCUCAUAGCCAACUUCACACCUGUACAGGUAGUUUUCGAAAGGGGACAUCUUUCUGCGUGCUGUAAGGCGAUUCUAAAUGGUGUACUAAAUUCUGUACAAAAAGAAGGAUUGUCGCCAAAGAGGCAGUUUUUCGAUGCGGAGGACACACUAAAACUAUUGGCCAAUGACAAGUAUCUUGGAGCUGAUCAUCACACAUGGCCGGAAACAUUACGUAAUAUGCUAGUCUCGGAUUCGGUUGUUGCAAAACCGAGAUUGGACUCAUUGCUUGCUCUAAGUGCGCUUGGAGCAGUGUUAUAUUACCUGCAGAGGUGCCUCAUCGAUGUAGAUAUGUUCACCAUGCGUGAUUUCACGGCCCUGGAACCCUUAGAAAAAAGCUUUAAAUUAGAUCGCGAAUGGACAAAUCGGCAGAUGAUUUUGGAUGGAAUAACAAUUGAGAAUCUGAACCUUGUUCCUGGAGAUAGUCGAGAUACACAAGCAGCGUCGCUGUCACUAUACAGCACAGUAAAUAAAUGCCAGACUCCUUUUGGUAAACGACUUCUGCGCCAAUGGAUAUGUGCGCCAAUAUGUGACGUAAAUAUUCUGAAGGCUCGUCAAGAAGCGGUCGAGUGGUUGAUAUCUCCAGCUGCUGCGCGAUUUAAUGAAAAAGCAAGCGAAUUGCUUCGAAAGAUGCCAGAUUUGGAGCGGCUUUUGCAAAAGAUUCAUACAUUGGGGCUCAAAUAUCGCGCUGAAUCCCAUCCUGAUAGUCGUGCAGUUAUGUUCGAAGCAGCGAACUAUAACAAACGCAAAAUCAAAGAUCUUCUCACCACACUAGCAGGUUUUCAAGCUUGUUACGAUCUUAUUAUGGUUUAUGACAAACUACGACAAGAUCAGGAUGGAUGUUUGCUGCUUGACCAGUUUCUUGGAUUAGACGAUGAAGUGGAUCUAUACACUCAUUUGGAACACUUUGCUAAGUCUUUCAACUCUACCGUAGCGGAGAAGGAAGGAGUGAUUGUUCCACAAAAAGGCCACGAUGAAGAAUACGAUAAUGCUUGUCGAAGUGUAAAUCUAGCGAUGCAGCAAUUAGAUCUUUACAGGAAGGAGCAGGAAAACAAACUUCGGUGCAAGAUCAGUUAUUUCGGCAGUGGAAGAAAUAGAUUCCAAAUGGAAAUACCCGAAAACGUCAGUCUCCCACAUAGCUAUGAAAUGAAGUCUCGCAGAAAGGGAUUUGGCCGAUAUACAACAGAAGAGCUCGAUGAUCUGAUCGAAGCUGUAUUCAAAGCUGAGGCCUACAAGGACCAGCAACGAGAUGACGCGACGCGAAGAGUAUUUUCUGAUUUCGAUAGUCGGCGGCCGAUUUGGUCUAAUGUGUUGGGUCGCAUCGCGCAGGUGGACGUCUUACUCUCAUUGGCUCGUUAUUGCCAAACAUGUGGGCUUGCGGUUUGUCGCCCUCAGUUUGUCAGCAAUGCAGAGAAGCCUUUCUUGAUAAUCGAAGAAGGGUAUCAUCCAUGUCUGGCUGUGAAACUCCCAAUUAAUGAAGCAACAUCAGCCUGCACUUACAUAGCGAAUGAUUCAUUGCUGGGUGGAGAUCAUCCUCCAACAGUUUUGUUGACUGGUCCAAACAUGGGUGGGAAGUCCACGCUGAUGAGACAAGUGGCCGUUCUGACCGUCCUCGCGCACAUGGGUUCUUUGGUACCUGCUGGUUCGAUGCGUUUGUCUCCGGUGGACAGAAUCUUCACCAGAAUUGGUGCAAACGAUCGUAUUACAUGUGCUCAAUCGACAUUUUUUGUUGAGCUAAAGGAGACUCUGAUAAUCUUGCGAAAUGCGACAAAGCACUCUCUUGUUCUCAUUGAUGAAUUAGGAAGAGGUACAAGCACUUUUGAUGGCACCGCUAUUGCUUCUGCUGUUUUAUCGGAUAUAUCUCGGCGUAUCCAGUGUCGUUCAUUCUUUUCGACUCAUUACCACUCACUCUGCAGAGCAGCUUCAGUUAACCCUAAUGUCACUCUAGCACACAUGGCAUGUAUGGUAGAAAACGAGAAUGAAAGUAACCCAACUGAAGAAAGUGUGACCUUCCUAUAUCGCCUCACAAGCGGUGUAUGUCCUAAAUCUUAUGGCUUUUACGCUGCUCGUCUUGCCGGAGUGAGGCUUGAGGUAGUGAAAGAUGCUUACAAUGCAAGUGCUAUGUUAUUUGAUUCUGUAACUCACAAGAAGAUGGCAAUUGCUGCGGUCAAGGCAGUUGCACGUGCUGGUGGAUCCUUAGAGCAACUGCGUAAUAUGGUCGAAGCUUUAUGA